Molecule: messenger RNA, 4581 nt
Organism: Microdochium trichocladiopsis
Lineage: Eukaryota; Fungi; Ascomycota; Sordariomycetes; Xylariales; Microdochiaceae
Product: RhoGEF domain-containing protein
Exons: 2
Coding region: 1-4581 (1526 amino acids)
Molecular function (GO): guanyl-nucleotide exchange factor activity
Source: RefSeq, a predicted model, not a curated record
AUGGUGCGCGUCACGGAAGAGCUGGUGCUUACGCCAGACCAUGUCAAUCUUUACCAGGCCACCGAUCCCCUGCUCGGCCACCUUCCAGUUCUUAUCUUCCACGGGCCAUCAACGACGGCCAACUACACCUUCAACAGCUCCCGCGUCCAGGUGCACAUCUACAGCGUCGCCGGCUUCCAGUGCUUCCCGCGACUCACGAUCUCGCCCAACUCGCCCUUCUACCAAGUCGUCGAGCAUCUGCCGCGCGAGUUCCAGGUAGACGAGGUCUACCGGGCUUUGGCCUUUGCUCUUUCCAAAUACUUCCACGAACUACCAGAAUCCGUCAAGCACUAUGUCCGCCUACAAUAUCCCUCAACCCGUGGUCGUCGCCCAGGCUCCGGCCCGGAGCUCUUCUCAGAGCACCAUGCUGCCGAGAUUGCCAAGGCCAUGGUCAAAGCUGACAACACCGCAGAGGCCGUUCGCAAGGUCAAUGCUGCGUUGCAGCCCCAGCACAUAACUAGUGUCGAUAUCGACCUGGUCCUGCCUCCAGGGGCAGUCAUACCCCUGCAGGCCGGCGAGUUAGAAGACGUGUCAGAGGAUGAAGACGACAUUAUAGACCCGACGCUGCGCCAGUAUGGCAUGUAUACAGGCUUGGUCAAGCUGUUCGGCGAACCGAUAUUCCUUCCAACAUCGCGGCUGCGACGGGCGCCGAGCAAGCCAAGCGCACUGAACAGGAGCAAGUCCUUCUCGAAAGAUCAGAAGUUUGAGCUGCGCCGCUUCAUGGCCGAGCUAGUCGAAACUGAGGAGCGCUAUGUUGCUAAGCUGAAUGAGCUUGUAAAGCACAUGGCGGACGAUUACCGUCAGCGAGCGCGAGACAAAUCUAGCGACAGUACGAGCCCGUCAGAAGCGGAUGUGGACAAGCUGUUUCCGAAGUCCUCGGAACAAAUCCUUCAGUUGAACACGGCUUUCAUGCAAGAGCUUCGCAAAGUCGUGGAUGACACUGAGGCAGCCGCCCUUGCAGAUAUGGAAUCAGGCACGACAUCAUCGAGGGUGGCCGGUGCAAGCAAUCCGGCAAGCAAAGGCAAGGACGCAAGUGGAGCCGCGGCAAUUGCGAAAGUCAUGUUGGAGUGGUUUCCGCGCUUCACAGAUUGCUAUCAGAGCUAUAUCCGAGCAAGCCAGAACUUCCCGCAGCUUAUUUCAUCCUUCACUGCCCAACAAUCGAGCUUUUCUGAGCGCGUUGCGGCAACCGGAGAACAGCAGCUCCGCUCGAUAGUUGUUGAACCGGUGCAAAGGCUCCCUCGCUACAGCUUGCUCAUCGACCAGAUCGUGGGCUGCCUCCCGAUCACACAUCCAGCACUUCAGCCAAUGCUCAAGGCGCGAGACAUCAUCGCGAAUAUUUGUUCCAUGGACGACCCUCUAACAGACAAGCCACAAGUGACAAAUCGACUACGCAACAUGAUUCAAAGCUGGGCCGUGGAUCUCGAGCCGAAAGGACGCCUUAUCACCGCCCUGGACUUUUACGAAGUUCCUGCGCCCCACGAGGUUACCGACAGCACGUAUGAGAAUGAAAAAGAUCGCGCAGGCAUCCUGCUCCUCUUCUCAGACAUCAUUGUCAUAUUGAAGAAGCUUACCGAUGCGACCAUGACGGCAAGAGAUCUGCUGAGAGAAAUAGAUAAACCCUCGGCAGAGGGUCUGCUCGUGUCCAUGACCCACGCGGCUGGUGGGCUUGGCUCUUACGAACUCGCGUUUGCCGGAUGGCACAACCUGAACCACGUUCGCUUCACCGAAUCCUCGAACGGCAGUGCGAUAUGGAUGACCUCGAGCCAGGAGAUGCAGGGCGCCCAUGCCAGCCACUUUGUUACCAGCACGGGCAUGACCUCAAGGUUCUUGGUGCUACAGGAGUCGUACGAGGGAAAGGCCUCGAAAUGGUGCGAAGACGUUGUCAAAGCCAGGAUUGAGGCGCGCUUUCCCGAGGCCGAACGUGAGGAUCCCAGGUGGACACUCAGAUCGGUUCGCAUGCCUGAUACAAGCUUCUCGAUGUACGCUGCUGUCUUCCAAGAGGGCAUUGACCAAUUUGUCGAGGGGCGCGGGCAGAUAGCACCCAUCCGGGUCGUCAUCGACAACGAAAGAGGAACUAAGGGCGCCCCUGUUGGCCAUUACGGUGUUGAGAUGUGUUCUGAGGUUAAGACAAUGAUGGACCAGCGAAAGGUGGUUGUCAUCACGGUCGGAUUGUCGGGCAAAAAGUCCACCGACGAGAUUGCGCUGGAGGACUUCCUGCCCACCUUGUCUAGGCGAAUCAUUCAACUCCUCGGCACUCAAUUCCAGGUCUCCAACGCGGCUCUGUGUCCGGCACUAGUCUCAUAUCACACGAAAGUCUUGCGUAGCUUGAGUGUCUCUUCGCGAGCCGAGAAGACAAGAUCAUUCUUGUCAAGUUCGCCCGUCAAAUACCUCUCAAGCUUCUUGGGCGGAAACAGCAGCAGCCUGGACCUCUCCAGUGCGCCAAAGCUUCAACGUGCUGUGACGGAUGAUGCUAGCCUCCUUACAGCCGCCUCCCAACUAAGUCGUCAGAACAGCACACGAGAGGCAAGCUCCCUCUAUGGCUCUGUCAAAAGCAGGGACAAUGUCCGGUUCGGCGCAGAGGACGACCGUCCUGAGAACCCGCUAAUCCGGCUGGAGCAAACAUUCACAGGGUACAUGGCUAGUCUGCAGGCUUGCAAAGGCAACAUCGUUGGCCGCAUGGUCCUCAAUAGGUCCGCCGCGGAUGAGCUACUCGUCAAUGAGAUCUACAACAAGCUGCAGGAGAGCCCCUACGACAUUGAACAUUCUAGCGACGCUGGCCCGGACGUCAUCUUCGCCGCAUUCGACAAGUUUGUUCGAAUAGCCUGGAAGGAGCAAAUGGGGCCGAUCAUCACCCAAAAGGCACUCGAUGCAUUGCAGGUUCGAGCCUCUAAGCAAGUGCCCGGGGAGUUCUCCGACUUUGUUCGGUUUCUUUUCGGCGAGAUGGCCCCUCAGAAUCGGAGGGCCUUUACGGCUCUCAUCAAGCUCCUGGCUGAUCUCCUCGACGGCUGUGGUAAUGACAGCGAUCGCGGCGCACUUACACUCGCCUUUGCUGAGAUUUUGGUGCCCGAUCGCACGGCGGCGAAUUACAUCAACCUCCUUGACAGACUUGUGGACGAUUGCGAUCGGAUUUUCGAAGAUCAUUCUGCCAACCUUGAAGCCCUUCUCGAAAAGCACGGCUUGAACUUUGACACUAUGACCCUGGCACCUCGCGGUGGAAAAUCGCACUCCAGCUCUCUGACUUCGAACACGUCUUCCCUGAGGAAGAAGUUCGGCUUCGACACACUCCUACGCCAUAACAGCAAGAGCGAGUCGGAUGGACGGUCGUCUGUAUGGCGGACACUGAGCAAGCAUGCAAGAAAUCCCACGGCAGGAGACAUCCCAAGUUUGUCGAGAGCAUCUGUCGGCAGGACCCGGUCAGUUGACCAUGGCAUCAUCGCUGGACCGAAUAAGCUCCGUCGGCCUGGGUCCCGUGAUCGUCCGCCAAUUGCCGGUGCGUUUGACGACGCGUUCUCGGCUCUCUCGCGACCGACCAGUUCUCAAAGGCUGGAGACGAUUGGCGAGCCCGAGCAUGAGGGCAAUAGUGCAAAGGCAGCCAGAAGGAAGCGGCGCAGCUCUCUAUCUGACCUUAAGACCCUCAUGGCGGCUGCAACCCUGGGUGAUGACGAACCCCUGCAGCCCCUCACCAACAUGAAACAAACAGCUGAGAGGUUCAAUUCGACCCCCCGGCCGCCGUCCCCAUCAAAGAUCCCCAUCAGCCCCAACUCCUUGCGCUUGAAGGAUGCGCAGGCGGAGUCGACAGUCUCGCCCCGACAAAAAGAGAACUUUGGCGACCUGUUCCGCGCGGAGCCGCCUCCCGCCCGCGAGUCACCGCGCAAGGGUCAUUUCAAGACGCUGUCGACCUCGCAAAUCCCGACUCUCAAGCCCGCCCGAAGCACGACGGGGGACUCCCCGGGCUCCCCGCCUCGCCCUUCAACAAGCCCAAGCCGGCCUACGGCCAGACUCAAGCUCCAGUCUCCACAGAAGCUCCGGGAGCGGCUGCAAGUUGAGAAGAAGGCACUGGAAGACGUCGAUGCCCAACUCCAGAGCGAGCUCUCCAAGAUCAGUGCAGACAUGGCAAAGGUCAAUACCGUGGCAUCAAAAAGCACGACUGUGGACAUUCGAAAGUUGAGCGCGAGUGUGCAGUCUAUGCAGGAGCGGUUCCCGCAAAUGCUCAGCGAGGCGACAGGCCGGCAUACUCGACUGCAGCAAGACAUGGACUUGUUGCUCCACGCUUCAGACUUGAAGGUCAAGGAGAUUGACCAGCUUUUCAAGGAGAGCACGGCGGAAAACGAGCUUCUCUACGAGAAACUGAACAGUGAGCUGGGCAAGAUUGCCCGGCUUCUCAAGAGCAAACAGCGAGAGGACCAAGCCGAGCUCGUCAAGUGCAUGAAGGAGGCAGGCGAAGAGACGUCCCGGGUGAAGAAGGAGAAUGCCAGACUGCGGCGUGAAAUCGCGAGCCUGCGCGCGGCGGCCAAGGCGAGCAAUUUUGGUGGCGACGCCUAG